Messenger RNA from Hibiscus syriacus, 2061 nucleotides. RefSeq names its product sister chromatid cohesion protein SCC4-like. Gene Ontology annotation, biological process: mitotic sister chromatid cohesion; maintenance of mitotic sister chromatid cohesion. Gene Ontology annotation, molecular function: double-stranded DNA binding; protein binding. The record is from RefSeq and is a predicted model, not a curated record. NCBI's taxonomy places the organism in Eukaryota, Viridiplantae, Streptophyta, Magnoliopsida, Malvales, Malvaceae. Gene Ontology annotation, cellular component: SMC loading complex; chromatin.
CAUGAUUCGCGACAAGGAAUGAAGGAGUUUGUUUCCGAAAUCGUGAGCAUGGGAAGGUUAAGGCAUAGGAACUUGGUGCAGCUCCUUGGCUACUGCAGGCGACAGAAGCGAAGAAUUCGGAUUUGGUAUUGGGAGAUACAGUAUGAUUUUUCUUACGAUUCAUUCAUUUCUAAUUUCUCUUUCUGCUGAUUUGCCGUGAAGAGGAACCGGGUUAAUCGUGGUUUAAAGUUAGUUUGUGAAAAUUGGGGAAUGGAAGCAGUAGCUGAAGGGCUGUGGGGACUAGCAGAUUACCAUGAGAAGAAGGGAGAGAUUGGGAAGGCGGUGAAGUGCUUAGAGGCAAUCUGCCAGUCUCACGACUCCUUUCUUCCCAUCCUUGAGGUGAAGACUCGACUCCGAAUAGCCACUCUUCUGCUGCGCCACUCGCACAACGUUAACCAUGCCAAGUCCCACCUCGAACGCUCACAGUUGCUCCUCAAUUCCAUACCUUCUUGCUUCGAUUUGAAGUGUCGAACCUACUCACUGCUCAGCCAGUGCUACCAUCUCGUUGGUGCCAUCCCUCCUCAGAAGCAGAUCUUGCACAAGGCUCUACUCCUUACUUCUGCGGCGGCUCCCGAUUUGUCGGUGAAGUUAUGGUGUUGUAACUUCAAUUAUCAGCUGGCAAACGCUCUGAUUAUUGAAGGAGACUAUCAGAACUCAAUCUCCACUUUAGAAUCAGGUUAUGAAAUCGCUACUCAAAUUUGCUAUCCGGAGCUUCAGAUGUUCUUCGUGACUUCUAUUCUGCAUGUCCGCCUCCUUAUGCAAUGGGAUGAUCAAACUGCAAACGAGGUUGAGCUAGCUCUUCAGCGUUGCGAUCAGGUCUGGGAGACUAUGCCCUCAGAUAGGAGAGCCCAUUGUUUGGGUUUACUCUUCUACAAUGAGCUUCCUAUCUUCUACCGACUUCAUAACUCUGAUUACAAGAAUGCUAUCAAACACGUGGACAAAUUGGAUGCUGCUAAGAAGCAAGAUUCCAAGAACAUGCACCAACAGACUUCAACUGGAAAUGAUUCCCUCAAACCCACAUAUUUUGGAAAUAUCAAACGGGCACUGCAAGAUAAGCUUUUCCUCGCACCACCUCCCAUUAAUGGGGAAUGGCUGCCAAAAAGUGCUGUCUAUGCCCUUGUUGAUCUUAUGGUCAUCAUAUUCGGCCGUCCAAAAGGAAAUUUCAAAGAUUGUGAUAAAAGAAUUCAGUCUGGAAUGCAUAUCAUCAAAGAGGAACUGGUCAGGCUUGGGAUAACUGAUGAUGUGAGAGAAGUGGAUUUGAAACAUUCAGCAAUCUGGAUGGCUGGUGUAUAUUUAAUGUUAUUGAUGCAGUUCCUUGAAAAUAAAGUUGCUGUGGAGCUUACACGGUCUGAAUUUCUUCAAGCUCAAGAGGCAUUGGUGCAAAUGAAGAACUGGUUCGUUCGCUUUCCAACAAUUUUACAGGCCUGUGAGAGCAUCAUUGAGAUGCUUAGGGGGCAAUACUCCCAUUCUGUUGGUUGUUAUGAUGAAGCAGCUUUUCACUAUGUAGAAGCUGCAAAGAUAACUGAGAGCAAAUCAAUGCAAAUCAUGUGCCAAGCUUAUGCAGCCAUUUCAUUCUUUUGUAUUGGUGAUGCUGAAUCAUCUUCACAGGCGCUUGAUUUAAUUAGACCAGUUUACAGAAUGAAGGAUUCCUUUAUUGGGGUUCGAGAGGAAGCAAGCAUCCUUUUUGCUUAUGGCCUUCUAUUGAUGAAGCAGCAAGAUCUGCAGGAAGCACGAAAUCGGCUGGCCAAGGGUUUGCAGAUUGCUCAUGUUCAAAUGGGAAACCUUCAGCUUGUUUCUCAGUACCUGACCAUUCUUGGGAAUUUGGCUCUUGCUCUACAUGACACUGGACAAGCCAGAGAGAUCCUAAGAUCCUCGCUCACUUUGGCGAAGAAGCUCGGUGAUAUCCCAACUCAGAUAUGGGUUCUGUCUGUUUUGACAGAUUGACAAAGUAAAACUUCAAGUUCAUCAAUAUCAUGAGAUCGAUGUGAAGCGUACAAUGGGAGGCGAAUCUAUGAGAGUGAA